AAUCAACUGAUUGGAGGAUGGAGAACGGACAGGAUUCUAGUAGUGAUGACUCAGACAUAGAUGGAGAUGAUGAAGAUACUGGUUCCUCCUCCAGCAGUGAGGCUGGAGACAGACAGGCACAGCUCCACCUGUUACAACAGACCAUGGACACAGCCAAACUGUCUCUACAUCAUCAGGACUACCAGACUGCCUUCACACACUACCUCAUGGUGGUUAGUAUAGCCCCAGACCUGAAGCCUUACGUGAAGGAUGACUUCAUCCUGGCGGUGAAGUUGUGGGGGGAUGAGUUGGAAUCCAUGGGGAGGGGGGAGGAAGCUCUGCACAGUUACCAGCAGGCACUGCAGGUGUACCCUGACUGUGAGGGGGUCGUCAACAACAUGGGGGCAUAUCUGUUCAGGCAUGGCUACACAGAUGAAGCAGCUUCCUACUUCAUCCAGGCCUUACAGCUGGAUCCAGGUCAUAGGUCAGCCAGGGAGAACCUCCAGUCUGUGUGUACCGCCCUGGUGGAGAGGUGGCACUUCAGGAUGCUGAACGACAGGGCCAGGAACACCGCCUUUCAUCAGGCAAUACAACGGGCUGUGCUAGGGGGGCAUGACACUGUGCUGGACAUAGGGACAGGCACUGGGAUUUUGAGUAUGUUUGCUGUACAGUGCGGUGCCAGGACUGUCCACGCCUGUGAGAUGUCCAGGACCAUGCACCAGUUGGCCAGCAACGUGCUGGUAGCCAACGGCAUGCAGAACAGUGUCCACCUGCACCACAUCAAGUCAACAGAUAUGUCUAUUCCUGAACAUUUACCGGAAAGGGUAUCUCUGGUUGUGACUGAAACUGUGGAUGCAGGUUUGUUAGGUGAACACAUCUUGUCCACCCUGAGACAUGCAUGGGAACACCUGCUACUGCCUCCCAAAUCUGCAAUAAACCAGUCGGAGUCUGUGAGGUACGGUAGGGUGAUCCCAGGUGGUGCGACUGUCCAUGCCUGUAUAGUGGAGUGUCCAGACAUCAGACGUAAUCACACGGUUCUACAAACCAGCUGCUGUGGAGUGGACAUGUCUGGGCUGGACAUCACCAGCCAAACUGCCAUCCACACAGACACAGCUGACCAGACAUCCUCUGAUGCAGAGCCUUACUCCUCUGAGGUGUUAAACCGAGUCAGAGGCGGGUUUUCUUGUCUUACAAAACCCUGCCAGGUGUUCCAGAUAGACUUCAAUGAUCCUCAGACAUUUUCACCUGAAUCUCUGGAGCACCUGCGAGUCUUCCACCUGCCUGUGAAGCACCCAGGUAUGGUGGAUGCCGUCGUGAUGUGGUUUGACUUGCACCUGGAUGAAGAGACUCACCUGUCUACUUCACCUGAACAGGACACCUGCUGGGAGCAGGCCAUCUUCCCUGUACACAGGCAUCACCUGACAGGAUCAGACUGCUUGAGGAGUGGUCUCAAAGUGGAAGAGGGGGACACAGUUGUUGUGUCAGCUACAUGUGGUGGGGACUGCAUCAGGAUGUGGGUGUCUGAGGUGCAGCAUCACAAAGAUGGCAGGCAGCUGCUCUGCAGUUCCACUGAGAACAGACAGAGAGAGCGACUUGAAGUUUCCAAAGAACACAGAGAUGCUCAUGAGAUGGAGGCCUGUAGUAGUGCACCAGUAGUGCCAGAACCAGGGCAAGCAGAAGUUGUGUGCCUUGCUCAAAAUGACAUCUGUGCCUUGAAUGAUGGUGGAUUUAAUGAUGCCUUUUAUGCUGCUCUACACGAACACUUUUCUAGAACCAUUGGGAGUGGCAGCAGCAAUGUUGUAGACUUGACAGGCUUCUGUGCAGGAGACAGUAUGGAAACAGAAGGGACACAGAUUUCAAAUGAAAGAACAGAAAAUUCUGGUAAAUCUGUGUUGGACCUCAGCCAGGGAAUGUCUAUGGUAGGGCUCUGUGCAGCCAAGCUCGGUGCGGGGAAGGUCAGGUAUUCUGGCCAGAAUGCCAGCUCUCAGAAACUGCUCGAAAUGUUGGCAAGAAGGAACGGAAUACCAGAAGGAGUUGUGGAGUUUGGGCCGAGUUCCCUGGAACCAACAGGAAGUAGUGGUGCAUUGUGGGAUGUGGUGGUGACAGAGCUGGUGGAGCCGUCGGGAGUGCUGAGACAGCAGGUUCUGGAGGACAUGGCUCUGGCAAGGGCAUAUGCCUUAAAACCAGGAGGGACCAUCCUGCCCUGUGCUGCAGCAGUGUAUGGUGUGUGUGUACAGUCAGACGUGCUGCUGAGGGAGAACAGGGUGCUGGGCUCAGAACCAACAUUAGGGCUAAAGGUUGCAGACUUCAUGAAUAUCUUCCAGGCAACAACCCACCAGGAAAUCACCCUCUCCACACUCCCCCACAAACCCCUUACAGAGCCCUUUCACAUCUUCAACUUCAAACUGGACGAGGAAACCUCCGGCGACACCCUCCCCUCGUACUUGGAACAGUCCAGGUCACUGGUGGUCAUGGCAACCGACUCUGGGACACUAUCAGCUGUACCAUUCUGGUUUGAGAUCUGGGUGGACUCCAACAAUAGGCUGAGUACAAGGGAUGAAAGCAGUCAUUGGAAGCAGGCUGCCAUAGUUCUGGAUAAAUCAGUGCCUGUGGAGAGAGGCCAGCAAAUAAUCUUAGAGGCCAGUUGUCAGAAUAGUACAAUCUCUAUCACUGUCAAAGAACAAGACAGCUAGUAAGAAUCUUUCCACAUGACAUAACCAUAGAUAUUUGAUAGACAUCCCUUUUUAAUGUACAUAUGUGUUCUGUAGUCAAGAGUUUAAUACCUUUAUAUCUACAUUAAAAACAACUUUUGUAAGUUUACUCUGGAGAAUCACCCUCAGUCAAUGCUGUAGUCCUUAUAUUACAAUUGUCACAGACAUUUUAAGUUGGCAGUAUAUGUUUGUAGUGUGUUAAACACAAGUGAUGUACAUUUGUUUGAGACAAUAAAUAUUUACAGAUACAAAUGUAAUUGUUUAUGUACGCCACUAGCAGCCAAUGUUUCUUUGUUUUAGGAACAUGUAGAUCUCUUAAGAUUUAUGCCAUAAUGUCAUUGAAAAAAUCCUGACCACCCCCAUCAAAA
This is a messenger RNA of Branchiostoma floridae (Florida lancelet), 3058 nucleotides long. Its product is annotated as protein arginine N-methyltransferase 9-like. The record is from RefSeq and is a predicted model, not a curated record. Gene Ontology annotation, molecular function: protein binding; protein-arginine omega-N monomethyltransferase activity. Gene Ontology annotation, biological process: peptidyl-arginine methylation. The transcript has 12 exons. Lineage: Eukaryota; Metazoa; Chordata; Leptocardii; Amphioxiformes; Branchiostomatidae. Bases 18 to 2672 code for a protein of 884 amino acids.